Molecule: messenger RNA, 1143 nt
Organism: Daucus carota subsp. sativus
Lineage: Eukaryota; Viridiplantae; Streptophyta; Magnoliopsida; Apiales; Apiaceae
Exons: 1
Coding region: 1-1143 (380 amino acids)
Molecular function (GO): zinc ion binding
Source: RefSeq, a predicted model, not a curated record
AUGGCCAGUACAAAUGUCGGAAGUAUAGUUGUGGUUGAGGUUGUUCCACAUCAUAAAGAGAGGGGUACAUCGACAUUUGUUCGUGCAUUUUGGUGCCUAAAAGCAAUGAUUGAUGGUUGGCAGUAUGCACGGCCAGUUAUUUCCAUUGAUGGUACAUUUCUUAAGGGAAAGUAUAAUGGGAAAUUGCUGGUCGCGGUGGGAGUCGACUCUAAUAACCACCAAUAUCCCAUAUGCUUCGCCCUUGUUGAUAAGGAAACAACUGAAAAUUGGUCUUGGUUUCUACGUCUUUUACGUAGACAUGUAUGCCGAGAUAGAUUGGGGGUUUGUAUUAUAUCUGACCGUGCGACGGGGAUCCUUGCUGCAAUGAAUGACGAAGCGAGUGGUUUUACCCCGCCGAUGGGCUAUCACAGAUUCUGCCUCCAUCAUGUUAGGAGCAACUUCUCCAAGGCAUUCCCGGGAAAGGAGCUUAAAAUGUACAUGUGGCUAGCCGGCAAUACGCCACAGAUUAGGAAAUAUGAUGCCUACAUGAAGAAGAUUGGAGAGCUUUCGCCUCAGGGCUUGAGGUGGUUGCUAGGGAUAAGUCCAGCCCUCUGGACUAUUUGUCAUGACACAGGCCACGCUCGUUUCGGCCAAGCUACCACAAACAUCACGGAGAGCUUUAAUGGUAACGUGCGCGUGGCUCGGCACCUACCUGUGACCGCAAUGAUUGAAUUCAUGUUUUAUAAAACUGUUAGGACGGUCAAUAAGGAGAGGAACGCAGUGCUCGAGGGCAUUGGGGAGGGUCAUGAACUUUGUCUAAGGACGAGAAAUAAGUUGGAGAAGAUUGCAGCCAAAGCUAACACACACCGGGUCGAGACAUUUAAUAGAGGAACCGGUUUGUUCUCCGUAAAGACGCAAAGGUACAUGGUAAAAGGGUGCAAUAAGGGCGGGAACACGCAGGUGGUUGACAUAACUCAGCGUACAUGCACUUGCGGGAAAUGGGCUUGCCACCGCCUGCCGUGUUCACAUUUGAUUGCUGCUUGCAACCACAAUCACUUAAACUGGAAACAAUGGAUUGGCCCCUUCCACUACAACUCUACUUUGUUGAAAUUGUGGGAGCCAAUGAUAUAUCCAUUACCAGCAACUGGGUAUUUGGGAUAUUGA